Molecule: messenger RNA, 1075 nt
Organism: Paramormyrops kingsleyae
Lineage: Eukaryota; Metazoa; Chordata; Actinopteri; Osteoglossiformes; Mormyridae
Source: RefSeq, a predicted model, not a curated record
UCAUAGCGUACUCCAAGUAAUUCAGUACUAGUCUACCAGAGGUAUUUGUGUGUGGAGGCUGCUGGUGUGUCAUCAAAAAGGGAAACUGGUGGGAGUUGACAAAUUAAAUAUCAGCAAAACAGGAUAAACUAAUAGCAAUCGAUACAAAGGAUUUGCAAAAUGGCUUGGUAAAUAAAGACAUCUUGUAUUUAUUUUUAAACGACAAUGGCUUUGCUGGAAUAAAAUUCAGAAUAAAAUGUUUCAGAGAGUUCGAAGGAAAAGGUCGCCGACCACGAACAACGUUACGUCGUGUAGUGCAACCAGUGGAGCAGGCGCCGGUGGUUUAACUAUCGAUCCAAGAGUGGGCUCGGUUAGUCGGCUGCUGCCUAUGAAAGCUGUCGUUCCGUUUCACCUGAACCCUGAAUCACAUCCUUCCCUGAUAACGAAGUCUCUACGUGGUGCUUCUGGCAGCCCCACUCGCAGCAGCAACAUCAAUAACAGUGAAGGCGACGCGAAGUGCACGCGCGCGUCCACGUCACGCGCUUGCAGCCCAGCUCGUGCGAUCCCCGACGCUCCCAUUCAUUCUGCGCUCUCCAUCUCCACCAUCGGCAGCCUUGCUUUCGCCGUUGCCACGCAGACUGUGACAUCUUCAUCGUCAUCUUCGUCACCGUCACCCAGAGGUAGCACCCGAGGAAGACUGCAGUACUUGCCAGAACACGACAGGCAAUCACCAGGCAGACGAAGCCUCAUUUCCCCAAUCUGCAAAGAGAGGGCCAAACAGCCUCCCGCGGCUCCUGCACCGGCCUGCCCCGUGGGCAGUGGGCUCCGCCGCACCUCCUCGCUGGAUACACUCACUGGUUCUUACCUGGCGGGGCACUGGCCUCGGGACGACAGCAGCAUCCAGUGUGCACCCUGCAUGCGGGACAAGGCCACUCAGGUAAAUCCUGGCCAUGUCCACACAAACCACACCCCCUCACUGCCCAUGCCCUUCACUGGCUAUGCCCCUCACUGGCUAUGCCCACCCACGGCCAUGCCUCUCAGGGGGUGUGCUGAGAGUCAUGCACGCACCUCCACAGGAAGCUACCGGCUGCCGUAG